This is a messenger RNA of Paralichthys olivaceus (Japanese flounder), 330 nucleotides long. NCBI's taxonomy places the organism in Eukaryota, Metazoa, Chordata, Actinopteri, Pleuronectiformes, Paralichthyidae. The record is from RefSeq and is a predicted model, not a curated record.
UCACCACUUGUGCAGUCUGUGCCGAUGACCUGGGUGAAAGAAGGAGGAAUGGUGCGACUGGAUAAAAAAUACCUGCAGGCGAAUUUCAAGGAAGUCGGCACCGAUGAAAUCGUCUACACCAUCCUCGCCUCAGACGGACGACCUCAACACGGUGAGGUGGUGCUGGUGUCCAUGCCAGCCGACGGCCCUCCAGAGGGCUGGCGUCCCUCGCUCGCCGACGACCGAGGCUUCACCUCCACCACCUCCUUCACUCAGCAGGACGUGAACGACGGCACGGUCUGGUACCACCACUUUGGCAGAGGCACCGACAGCGACUCCUUCCAGUUCCAG